GUUUGGUUCAAAAAUGAUGACACAGAGGCUGUCAGGCUGGACCGUGCUUGGCAACGUUUCAGUCUGAUAUUCAUCAGGACCUAGAUGGAUCUACUGUGAAGGAAAGGAGGAUAAGCGUUUUUACAGGGGGAAUACGUACAAUUUUAGCCAAUAAUUCCACUGAUAGAUGAUGGAUCAGCCAACAAACACACAGACCCAACACCAACACGAGCCCAUCAGCUUUGGGAUUGAUCAGAUUCUAAACAAUUCAGAUCAGGAAAACUCCUCACACUCUGCUCCCAGAGCGAACGAGAACAGCCCUUACCUGAGCAGCCCAGUGAACCGACCAAGUGCCCCAUACUCCUCGCUCCCAGCUUCUUUCCCUGGCAUUGGGGCGGCGUUUGAUGACUCUGGAUCUUACAGUGUUAAUCUGAGCUUGGCUCCAGCUGGUGUGAUCAGAGUGCCAGCUCACCGACCUAUCCCUGGUGCUGUCCCACCUCCCAUCCCCAGUGCCAUUCCAUCCAUGCCAGCUGUACACGGCCUUGGCAGCCUCAACUUCCCCUGGAUGGAGAGUAGCAGAAGGUUUGUUAAAGAAAGAUUUACAGCUGCCGCAGCCCUCACUCCUUUCACUGUGACCCGCAGGAUCGGGCACCCCUAUCAGAACCGGACUCCCCCUAAGCGCAAGAAACCGCGCACAUCCUUCUCCAGGGUCCAGAUCUGCGAGCUGGAGAAACGUUUCCACCGCCAGAAGUACCUGGCCUCUGCGGAGAGAGCGGCCCUGGCCAAGUCACUGAAGAUGACCGAUGCUCAGGUCAAAACGUGGUUUCAAAACAGAAGGACAAAAUGGAGGAGACAGACAGCCGAAGAAAGAGAAGCAGAAAGGCAACAGGCCAACAGAUUAAUGCUUCAAUUGCAACAUGACGCCUUCCAGAAAUCACUGAGUGAUUCAAUCCAGCCAGACCCUUUAUGUUUACACAAUUCUUCUCUAUUUGCACUCCAGAAUCUUCAGCCUUGGGAGGAAGAGAAUGCCAAAAUUCCACCUGUUACCUCUUUAGUUUGAUCUCCGUUGGAGCUGUUGAUGAACACUUUUUGUUUUUUUUAGAUUUGAGG
Messenger RNA from Pelobates fuscus (common spadefoot toad), 1089 nucleotides. It is a transcript of the gene TLX3, whose product is annotated as T cell leukemia homeobox 3. Gene Ontology annotation, cellular component: nucleus. Bases 167 to 1039 code for a protein of 290 amino acids. Gene Ontology annotation, biological process: animal organ development; regulation of transcription by RNA polymerase II. The record is from RefSeq and is a predicted model, not a curated record. Lineage: Eukaryota; Metazoa; Chordata; Amphibia; Anura; Pelobatidae. Gene Ontology annotation, molecular function: RNA polymerase II cis-regulatory region sequence-specific DNA binding; DNA-binding transcription factor activity, RNA polymerase II-specific. The transcript has 3 exons.